AUGUUUGUUGUUGUCCACAGGGCCGUGUUGAGUGUCCUCCCAGCUGGUGUUUUAGAUGCUGAUCUCCUGCACAGUGAAGAUGAGGACUCCUCUGUCUGCAUCACCGGUCUCUCUCACAAGGCCAAGGCAGCCGGGGGCUUCCUGUAUUUCAGCAGGAGCGUGCUGAACCAGCCCACAUCGUACCGUCCCAGGCUGCUGCUGGCGGGGCGUCCUGGGUCAGGUCAGAGCAGUCACCUGGCCCCCGCUGUGCUCCAUGCCCUGGAGAAGUUCACAGUUUACACCCUGGACAUGGCCGUGCUGUUCGGAGUCAGCACCACCUCUCCAGAGGAGGCCUGCGCUCAGAUGUUCAGGCCAAGUGGACGUCCCCCAGUAUCCUUUAUGAACAUCCAGCGGUGA
Oncorhynchus masou masou (cherry salmon) is the source of this 396-nucleotide messenger RNA. Its product is annotated as ATPase family AAA domain-containing protein 2-like. Gene Ontology annotation, molecular function: histone binding; chromatin binding; ATP hydrolysis activity. Gene Ontology annotation, cellular component: nucleus. Bases 1 to 396 code for a protein of 131 amino acids. The record is from RefSeq and is a predicted model, not a curated record. Gene Ontology annotation, biological process: positive regulation of transcription by RNA polymerase II. The transcript is spliced from 4 exons. NCBI's taxonomy places the organism in Eukaryota, Metazoa, Chordata, Actinopteri, Salmoniformes, Salmonidae.